Molecule: messenger RNA, 3744 nt
Organism: Petromyzon marinus (sea lamprey)
Lineage: Eukaryota; Metazoa; Chordata; Hyperoartia; Petromyzontiformes; Petromyzontidae
Source: RefSeq, a predicted model, not a curated record
UUAUAAAUAGUUUAGUUUCAAAGUAAAAAAAAAUGAUAGCACGACACGUGCUGGAGUGGCAUGUGUUCAGCACAUGUCCUAACGGUAUACACACAUUUAAAGUGAUUGAAUAAGGAAUGUGUUCGUAUGCAUUACUAAACCGGGAGAUAUGGAGAGGAUUGUGUAAUGUUCAUGUCUUGUACUUGUGCGUCGCUUUUGUCAAUCCAAUGCUGGAUGAAGACCGUCCAACGCCGUGCAGGUUGUAGGGAGUUGUUUAGCCUUCACCACGCUGGUCAGUAAUGGAGUGUAGAUAUGGGAGCAUAGAAGUGCAGUAUAGCAAUCAAUGGAUAUUGAUUGUUUAGCUCAUGACACAAUGGUUCAUCUUCAUCUGCCAAUGUGUGUAAAUUGUGGAUCAGUGUGAAAAUGGAGAUCUUCACUGAAGUAAAUUUAUUUUACAGGGAAGUGGUGAGAAAAGUUUCGGUUUUCCUGAAAAACUAAAUAUUUAACAAGACAGGUAUGUGCCACACGCAAACUGUCUAACAAGGCAAACGAUAAGCUGGUUUAGUUGAUUGUAAAUACCAUUAUUAUUCAAUAUUGGCAAACAUCACCAUCUCAAACCAACUGCUACAAAAAGUUGGCUGGUUGAGAAUAAUUUAACAAUCUUCCUUAUUCUGUGAAUCCUUUAAAAACAUUGUGAAAUAAAAUAGAACAUUCUAUAUACACGUGUGUUACACUUACAGACAUGCAUUUGAUUAUCCAUUGAUUAAUUCAUUGAUUUUAUCCUUGCAUUAAUUCAUUUAUACCAUUACAUUCAUCCAUCAAGCAUUAAUUAAUAAUUACUUAAUUCAUUCCAUGUUUCGUUAUCAAUACAUGCAAUAGACUGAUACAGAGAUUCAGGAAAUGUGCACCCAGAUACACAGGGACAUAGGAUGAGGGAAAGUUACAGUAAACAGAUUAAGAUAGUGAUAGAAAUAAAAAAAAGAACCGGGCCACAGUCUAUGGAUUCAUUUAUUUCUGUUAGUGUUCAAAUAAGUAACUGUGUACAGAAACGUCACGUUACCAAACAAUCCAAAGUUCUACCUCACCCCUAACCAAGUUAAGCUCAGAACUCUCAAGGUGUAUUAUAAUAACAUUAUUAAGCUGGCCUAUAAAUGGGGAUCCGUGGUGAUCUGGUGGACAGAUCUCUGUAGAGAUGAAGCAUUCAUACAGAUGAGUUAUAUUUAUUUUUACAGAAAGUUGACCAUAACCUGAAAGCGAGUAAUCAACAGGCAGCCAGAGACACACUGCUAACCAUUAUUAGGCAGGCUGCCAUCCAACUGGAACCUGCCAAAAACCUCAAAUUCAACCAACCAUUUAUUUCCUACCAAAAUACAGCAAACAGCCCAGGCCACUCGGUAAAAUAAUCCUUUAGUGGAUUUGCUGGGCAAGUUUCGAGCUGAUUGGCUAAUACAGUUUAUCUGUUUGUACAUCAUGUAAAGUUCGUAUGGGGACACGGUUAGGAUUGAAUGUGGGGGUCGCGAAACGGACAAGAGACCACUCCCACAGUGAUAACCUGGCAAGGAAGGUGGGACAAGGGGUUAGCGGUUUACAAGAAAAGCCCACAGAUACAGAUUGGCAGGAGAGAUAAAUGUAGAGGAAACGAAGCGAAGGGGAUCAGGGUAAGGCUUGUCAUCAACAACAGUGUUCGUGCCGUAAGUGUUGGUAUUGAUUGAAACAAUAGUUUCCUUACCGACCUAAAUUUCAAGAAACCAACCAUGCCCUACCUCACGGCUCUUCAAGAACCAUAUAUUCCCAAGUCCUUAACGUUGAUCUUCAUAAUUGACAUACGUUCCAUGCAUGCUUCCCAAAAAUCAUGGUUGAGGAGUGCUGACACAUUUCUUCAACACGUGGGGUGAACAAACCCCGUCAACAACGGAAUAUGUCAGUACAACGAUGCAACAGUGGAGGACGUGAGGGUGGGAUGAGAGUUGUGAAUCAGCUAAUUUGAAAUCGCCCAUUGUCUAAAGAUGAACUGAACACAAUAAUUAUUCGCGUCAAUCUUCUGAGAGUUUAUUAUUUCAGUAGCUCUGAUUUACCACAAGCAAAACUCCGUACCUGUAUUUGCAUUGAAUGUCUCAUCAGCAGAGUCAGGCUUUGCUUGUACCAAUGCUGGUGGACCGCUGGAUGUUGAAGGGAAGGAACCUAAAUUAAUAUAUAGAUCCUCGUUUAACGAAUAAUUAUAUACAACUCAAAAUAAUCAUGAGCGUCGUUGGAGAAUAUUUAAAAAUGUUUACUCAACCCAUUGGCACUCGCCCACGCCCGCAAUCCCAAAGAACCUGUUUGGCCAUUGAAGGGUCGAGGGUUUCAGUCGUUUCUCUACGCCUCUCUUCACAGCAGCAGCGUUCUGCACUGCGAGGGCCUCUGAGUGUUGCAGCGCCGUACAACUCCCAAGUUCGUGAAGCAACCAAGAACCGAAUCGUCUGAGAGGAGAUGGAGCGAUGAAAUCAUCCCGUGUGCAGGCGAUGUCUGGAGAGGACGAAGAGGAAUGCAGAAGCCAGGCUGACGAUGAACUUGCACAAAAGCUCAGAGAUGUGGGUCUUGACACAGUUUACUGGAAACAGAAACUGCGUGAGGUUCUGCUCAUUUCUAAUGCACAGGCCCUGCUUCACCUCGACCAGCAGGACAGCAGAGAACUGGACUCACAUUUCCGUAAAGAGUGGGAAAAGCGGGCAUUUUAUAAAAUGCUUGGCAUUGUUGCUGCUGAUGGUGUUGUCAGUGCUAAAAAGGCAGUGAGCUUGGCUCCACAUAUACAAAUUGAUAAUCUGUUGCCUUCUGUCGUGUCUGAGAGAAUUCACGAGCCUGCCCAAGAAAUAUGUCCAUCUGUUUCAACACAUUGUUUGUCAGAUACAGAGAUUUUACAAAACGCAUCAGGGGGUCUUGCUCUAGAGGGGGUUUAUAUGAGUGGAAAGUUAGAGGAUGCAUUAGAAAAGAGAGGAAAACUCUUGACGAGCCCACAAACAUUCCGGCUCGUGGGUCUGGUCGGCAGGUCAGAGACAAAACAACACGAGUUUAUUUCUUUCAAUGAUGAAUCCAUGUUCAGGAAGACCAUGGAAGUCAUGGGCUUCAGCAGCACUGUCUCCGAGAAAGGAUGCGUCUCGUCCUUGAGUAGAAAACCAGCCUUAAUGCAAGUCAAAUCAAUGAAUCUUAAGGAAAUGCAAAAUACUCAGACUGAUCAUUCCUAUCUUUCCAGGACAGAGUUUACGUACCUGCCCCUAGCCUCAGGUAAUCUUCAUAUGGCACAACUCAGGCUGUCUGAAGCAGCCCUGAAGGAGCUACAAAUGAUUGAGAAUACGUUGGAAAAUACAAAGGAAGAUUUUAAAAGCAACGUGUUUUCCAGCAUGAGCUGCAAAUUCUUCCACAAUUUUGGCUCUCACGCAAACGAGGGUCCUCUCCAAUUUGGAGGAAUUUUUUGGAGGAAGGCAUCAGCUAAAGGUUUCAGUUUACAUCAGCAAGAUGAAAUAAAACUGCUCUUGUCUGAGUUAUUCGAACCAAACAUUGGUGCCGACUGCGGCAGUAGUACAACGACUGAUACAGGUACUGCAAUGACAACUGAGCCAGCUCCAAGUGAUUCUGGACAUUACAGCCCGGUGCUCACCGAUGUGAUACAGAUGACGGUAACCACAACAGGGGGUAAUCCUGAUGUACAUAAUCUCCCUCAGUGGGAAUCUGCAAUUGUUGUCAAUUGCUGAGCUAAAUGCCCUUGGCAAGACAUUUACAGAAACAAAG